Dipodomys ordii (Ord's kangaroo rat) is the source of this 1965-nucleotide messenger RNA. RefSeq names its product transmembrane 7 superfamily member 3 (gene Tm7sf3). Bases 45 to 1625 code for a protein of 526 amino acids. The record is from RefSeq and is a predicted model, not a curated record. NCBI's taxonomy places the organism in Eukaryota, Metazoa, Chordata, Mammalia, Rodentia, Heteromyidae. The transcript is spliced from 12 exons.
GCGGCCUCGUGUCCCCCGCGGGCUCGGCGCGGGCACAGGUGGCCAUGCAGGCCCCGUGGCUGCUGAUGCUCGCCGUGCUGGUAGCGGCCAGCGGGGUGCCCGCCGGAGCCGCGGUCGUCGGGAGCGCCAGCACCCGUUUUCUUGAAUUUUCUGUGGGGAAAUUUAGAUACUUUGAGCUCAGCAGGCUUUUUCCCAAGGAGGCCAUUUUGCGUCAUAUUUCAACCAACGUGACUUUUCUUCUCUUUCAAGUACACUCACAGUAUCAGAAUACAACACUUUCCUUUUCUAAGGUGGUUACUCUAACAGCUAAUGAUAAGACAGAGGUUUCCUUCUCUUCCCUCCCGGGCCAAGGAGUCAUUUAUAAUGUCAUUGUCUGGGAUCCCUCCUUAAAUACUUCUGCUGCUUAUGUUCCUGUUCACACAUACGCUUGCAGCUUCAACGCAGUAGAGAGUAGCUGUGCUUCCCUGGAUCCUAUUCCUGGAGGCUGUAAUUUGGAGUUUGACUUAGAUAUUGACCCCAACAUUUACUUGGAGUAUAAUUUCUUUGAAAUGACCAUCAAAUUUGCUCCAGCCAAUGUUGGCUUCGCAAGAGGUGUAGCUCCUCCACCCUGUGACACUGAUGAGGGCGAGGACUUACGGUGGAGGUUGCAGUAUGAUGUGUACCAGUAUUUUCUGCCUGAGAAUGACCUCACUGAGGAUGCAUUGCUCCAGCAUCUGCAGAGGAUGGCUCAGGUCCCAGAGGUGAGGGCCAAUGCUGUCAAGCUCCUGUUGAAUCUGGAAAGAAGAGUUUCGACCAGAGUGUUCUUCAGUCUCUCUGCUCUGCUUGGUCUCUUCAUUUGUUUUUUUGGACACAGAUUCUGGAAAACAGAAUUGUUCUUCAUAGGUUUUAUCUUCCUGGGAUUCUUCUUUUAUAUCCUGAUUGCAAGACUGACAUCUAUGAAAUAUGAUGUUCUCCUGGUAUUAACAGCCUUAGCCGGAAGCAUUGGAGGAGUUUUCUUGGUGGCUGCCUGGUGGAGAUUUGGAAUCCUUAUGUUCUGUAUGCUUUGUGUUGGGCUGGUGCUGGGGUUCCUCACCUCAUGCAUUAUGUUCUUCACUCCACUGGGAAACCUAAAAGUUUUUCGUGAUGAUGGUGUGUUUUGGGUGACUUUCUCCUGUAUAGCCAUCCUCAUUCCAGUAGUUUUCAUGGGCUGCCUAAGAAUACUAAACAUCCUGACUUGUGGAAUCAUUGGCUCCUACUCUGUGGUUCUGGCCAUUGGCAGCUACGUGUUCACAAGUCUUUCUUCCAUCACCUUGAAUGUCCUCAGGAGAGCACUCAAUGCGGAUUUCAAUAAGGCUUUCACAAAUGUGCCUUUUCAAACCAAUGAUUUUGUUGUCCUGGCAAUAUGGGGUAUGCUGGCUGUCAGUGGAAUUACAUUACAGAUUCGAAGAGAAAGAGGGCAGCCAUUUUUCCCUCCCCACCCUUACAAGCUGUGGAAGCAAGAGAGAGAACGCAGAGUAACAAACAUCCUGGACCCCAGCCACCACAUCCCUCCACUGAGAAACAGAUUCUGGGGCCAAUUAACCCAAAUCAAAGAGUUCUUUCAGAAGCAACAGCCAGCUGGAGAGAGGACACCUCUGCUUCUGUAGACAGCACUGCACCUGCUCAGCCUGCCACACCGGGAGCUCUGAUGCUCCAGUUUUUUCUCCCCUGAAGUCCAAUGCAGGAAUAAGGCUGCAUAUAAUACCGUAGUGACCUUGCUGACACAGUGAGGGUACACUGGGAUAUCAUGAGAGUCUAAAUGAGAGAAUGAGAAAGAUGAAAAAAAAUUACCUUCUGUCUUAUAAAUAUACGAUCAACACAUUCCAUUAAAUGGCUAAUACUAAAAAAAAAACAAAAAACUGGUUCUUCUGAAAAGCCCAGAAUACACACAAACACACACAUAUUUGUUGUUUUGGUUCUGGUUCUGUGGGCCUCACACUCUGCCUU